Messenger RNA from Hippocampus comes (tiger tail seahorse), 518 nucleotides. RefSeq names its product cytochrome c oxidase subunit 6A2 (gene cox6a2). NCBI's taxonomy places the organism in Eukaryota, Metazoa, Chordata, Actinopteri, Syngnathiformes, Syngnathidae. Bases 142 to 438 code for a protein of 98 amino acids. The transcript has 4 exons. The record is from RefSeq and is a predicted model, not a curated record. Gene Ontology annotation, cellular component: mitochondrial inner membrane; respiratory chain complex IV. Gene Ontology annotation, molecular function: enzyme regulator activity. Gene Ontology annotation, biological process: mitochondrial electron transport, cytochrome c to oxygen.
GUUCAGGACAGACUGAAGGACAAAACAAGCAGGAAGGAGACGAAAGGUAAAGCCAGCAACAGGCGUGCUGCGAGGAAAAAUAAAGACUAUUAAAUAUAUCGACUGCCUGAACAACACAAACUGUGGUCGGUCUGUCCGCAGAUGUCGUUGUCGGCCGCUCGGAGGGUGCUUGCCGCCGCGUCGCAUUCGAGCCAUGACGGAGGAGCGAGGACCUGGAAGAUCCUGACCUUUGUGCUGGCCUUGCCCGGCGUGAGCGUGUGCAUGGCCAAUGCCUACAUGAAAAUGCAGGCGCACUCGCACGAGCAGCCGGAAUUUGUGCCCUACGAACACCUCCGCAUCCGCACCAAGAAAUUCCCAUGGGGCGAUGGUAACCACUCACUGUUCCACAAUGCUCACACCAACCCUUUGCCAGACGGUUACGAGAGCUCCCACCAUUGAGGGGCCUUCCAGCCGCACAGUGAUGCCUUGCACUGAAAUAAAGAUAAAUAAAAAUAAAGAAAUCUUAUGCACAAAUGUAA